AUGUUUCUCACAAGAACUGAGUAUGAUAGAGGAGUCAACACUUUCUCUCCGGAAGGCCGAUUGUUUCAAGUAGAAUAUGCCAUUGAAGCUAUCAAGUUGGGUUCAACAGCAAUAGGGUUAAAAACUAAGGAAUGGGUGGUUCUUGCAGUUGAAAAGCGCAUUACCUCGCCACUUCUGGAGCCUUGCAGCGUUGAGAAAAUUAUGGAAAUUGAUGAUCAUAUCGGUUGUGCCAUGAGUGGCUUAAUUGCUGAUGCACGUACUCUGGUUGAACAUGCACGAGUUGAAACUCAGAAUCAUAGGUUCUCAUAUGGUGAGCCCAUGACUGUUGAGUCCACUACACAAGCUCUCUGUGAUCUAGCCCUGCGAUUUGGUGAGGGUGACGAAGAAUCUAUGUCUAGACCUUUUGGUGUGUCUCUUCUCAUUGCUGGUCAUGAUGAGAAUGGACCCAGCUUAUACUAUACCGAUCCUUCUGGUACUUUCUGGCAAUGCAAUGCAAAAGCCAUUGGAUCAGGAUCUGAAGGUGCUGACAGUUCUUUGCAGGAGCAGUACAACAAGGAUCUUACCCUGCAAGAAGCAGAAACCAUUGCGCUUUCCAUCCUGAAGCAAGUGAUGGAAGAAAAGGUUACACCCAACAAUGUUGAUAUUGCCAAGGUCGCACCAACCUACCAUCUGUACUCGCCUUCUGAGGUUGAAGAGGUUAUCACCCGCCUAUGA
This is a messenger RNA of Fraxinus pennsylvanica, 714 nucleotides long. The record is from the annotation of a GenBank genome assembly. NCBI's taxonomy places the organism in Eukaryota, Viridiplantae, Streptophyta, Magnoliopsida, Lamiales, Oleaceae.